AUGGCCCAGGCAGAGGAUGCACGGCAGCCAGCGGAACAGCGGCCCCCGCCCACCUCUGCCCCGGCCACCGCGGGCUUCACGGGAGGUCCUCGGGGCUGCAGCCAAGAAGACCUGGAAUGCCUGGUGUGUCGGGAGCCCUACAGCUGGGCGCGGCCCCCCAAGAUGCUGGGCUGCCAGCACCCCUUCUGUGUGGUCUGCCUGAAGCUCCUGCUGUGUGUGCGGGACGACAGCUGGACCGUCACCUGCCCCCUGUGCCGCCAGGCCACCAUUGUCCCCGGGGGCCUCAUCUGCAGCCUGCGGGACCAGGAGGCCUUGGUGGGACAGCUGGCCAGGUCAUGCGCGGAGGUGCGGCUCUGUCCUCAGGAGCUGGCGGACCCGGUGACCUCAGCAACAGGACUCCCCACCUUGGCGGGAGAGGACGGGCAGGGCUCGGCCAGCGCCAACCGCGUGGCCGCCCGGCGCCUGGCUGCUCACCUGCUCCUGCUGGUCUUGCUCAUCAUCUUCAUCCUGCCCUUCGUCUACCCGGGGGUCAUCCGGUGGGUGCUCAUCUUCAUCAUCAUCCUGGCUCUGCUAAUGUCCACCCUCUUCUGCUGUCCCUUCAGCAGCCAGAGCAGCUGCUGGGCCCCGCCUCGGACUGUCUUCUGCAGGGGGCAGAAACCCAGUGAGGUCUCAUCCAUCGCCUGA
Sorex araneus (European shrew) is the source of this 684-nucleotide messenger RNA. RefSeq names its product ring finger protein 186 (gene RNF186). Gene Ontology annotation, biological process: protein K29-linked ubiquitination; protein autoubiquitination; protein localization to mitochondrion. The coding region runs from base 1 to 684 and encodes 227 amino acids. The transcript has a single exon. The record is from RefSeq and is a predicted model, not a curated record. NCBI's taxonomy places the organism in Eukaryota, Metazoa, Chordata, Mammalia, Eulipotyphla, Soricidae. Gene Ontology annotation, cellular component: endoplasmic reticulum membrane. Gene Ontology annotation, molecular function: ubiquitin protein ligase activity.